CUGGCUUCCGGUGCUGCAGGCCUGUGGGCUGUGGAAGGUUUUUAUUUUUUGGUCGACAUGGCGGUGGCUCUGAACCUCUUGCUGGGCGGGCGUUUCCGUGUAGCGGCCACUCGCUGUGGGUUUGCUACCAGGGGGGUGGCGAUCCCGGGUUCUGUUGGUCGCGAGCCGGACCCUGAUUCCGACUGGGAGCCGGAGGAGCGGGAGCUGCAGGAGGUGGAGAGCGCCCUGAAACGACAGGAAAAAGCCAUCCGGUUCCACAAAAUUCGGAGGCAAAUGGAGGCGCCAGGUGCCCCGCCCAGGACCCUGACGUGGGAAGCCAUGGAGCAGAUCCGGUAUUUACACAGGGAAUUUGCAGAGUCUUGGUCAGUUCCCAGAUUGGCUGAAGGCUUUGAUGUCAGCACCGAUGUGAUCCGAAGGAUUUUAAAAAGCAAGUCUGUACCCACGCUGGAGCAGAAAAUGAAGCAAGAUCAAAAAGUCCUGAAGAAAAUUGGGCUUGCCCGCUCGCUCUGGCAGCUCCCAGGCUCUGGGAAGAACUCAGCACUGCCUUCUGCAAGCCAUUCUUUGUUGGGCUCUUUGCUGAUGCCAGGAGAUGAAGCUUCAUCCAAAGGUCAUGGUCACAGCACAGCUUUGAAAGUGACAGAAUUGAACACUCACAGUACAGAUACACCAAGGAGACGGAAGGAAAGGAAUAAAGGAAUCCAGGGUCUGGAGGAGGAGAAGAGCUUUGUGCCUGUUGCUGCUGCCCUAGGUCAUCCGAGAGAGCUGCAGAAGUUCCCCACCAGUGAUUGUGGGGGCGUCAGAGGAACUGACAGUGAUGGAUUGCCAAGUGACAAGAAGCUGGAAGAGGUGAAGGCAGGGGAGCCAGGUGACCAGAACAUUAGCAACAAAGUCGUGCAGAGGGGACGAGAGUUCUUUGACAGCAGUGGGAACUUCCUGUACAGAAUUUGAGCCGGAGCCUGGCUUGUGGAAAUGGCACGUGAAACACAGCUGGGCAGGUAUAUUUAGCUCUGCCUGGAUUUCUGUGUGUGGAUUAUCCACCUUCGAAUGGGAGGAAAUGAUGAGCCUGGAAUGUGGGAUGAAAGAGCUGCUUGGAUUUGAAGCUGACAAAGGGUAGACAUGUAUGGGAGUGGGGUGAGGGACUGGCUGGGUAGAUUCCAGCCUCCUGGAAGAACCACGUGGAUCUUCAGGGACUCACCUUUCUCGCUGGGCUCUCUGUUUGUUGAAAGCAGUCUGUAUUGCAUGUGUUGUUACAAGUUUCUGUGCUCCUUGCAAUAUGUUUGAGAGGAAAUUAAAAGUUUGUCUUGUCACCUCAUUUAUUGCAGUUCUUGAUUAAUGAACACUACCAGUUCCGGAGCUGCUCAGUCAACUGAUUGUUUUCAUUAUGUGCAAAAUAAAGUAAAAUGUA
Molecule: messenger RNA, 1405 nt
Organism: Hippopotamus amphibius kiboko
Lineage: Eukaryota; Metazoa; Chordata; Mammalia; Artiodactyla; Hippopotamidae
Gene: NGRN
Product: neugrin, neurite outgrowth associated
Exons: 3
Coding region: 58-948 (296 amino acids)
Cellular component (GO): nucleus
Source: RefSeq, a predicted model, not a curated record